AUGGGCCUACUCAGUCUGCGUUCCAGAUCUAAAAGCACCUCGUACCAACCAGACACGUCCAACUCUUCCUACGCUUCUUCCUCCCGCCCAAAUUCUCGCGCAAGCUCAAGAGGGCCCUACAGCUACUUGUCUACAACCUCUGACGGAAUUCCCAUUGUACGCGAAUCCUCGUCGUCUGCCAGCUCACGCAGAAGUCAUCAUUCGCGCGCUGGCUCGUCCUCAUCAAUCUCUUCUGGCUCAUCAAACGGCUCUUCAUAUCUCUACCCCACUGCAACCACUCAACACGGCGUAUACUACGUUUCCGCAAAUCCUAUGAGCACCGUCACUGUUCCCCACGGCCCUUCGCACUACUUUGGCCCUCAGCGCCAGGUCGUCUACCCAGCAGGCUACGACCCUUCUUCUUCUCCCUCGCACUUGCAGAGUCUCCACCUCGACUCACACCGCGGCCGCCCCCGAUCCAACACUGCCCGCGAGAAAAUUCUCCUGUCGUCGGCGGGCGUCCCAUUGGCUGGGUACCCUCCAGUGGAUGCGCCCACGGGGGCUCCCAGUAGUCACGAGUCGUAUCACUCGAGUUCUCAAUCAUCCACAAAGAGCGGCGGCUUCCUCAGCUUUAUUCGCUCUCGAUCAAAAUCCAAAUCGCGCGAACGCGAUGCCCUCUACCCAGCAUCCGAAAAGCGCCAUCGGGAGCGAGAUGCCCAGAUUAUGCAGAGGGAUGAAGAGGCUGAGCUUGCGAGGAGGAUGGAAAAGGACUUGCGUCUCCGCGACCUCGACGAUCCGUACCGCACCGUCCGUCGCGAACGUUCGCGCUCGUUUGAUGGACACCCAGUAGACCCCAAUCAACUCCAGCAACAGCGCGCUCUGGAGAGACAACAAAGAAGGAACAGGGACCUCGAUCCAGACGUUCAGGAUAACACUCGCUACAACGCCACCAGCCUCAGAUACGUCGACGGUCCACCACGUCCAAGUCGUGGGCGUUCAGACUAUCACGUCCAUGCCAGUGGGUACGCAACGGAUGCGCAGCCACAAAUGCUCCGACGUAGCGCAACGACGGCUGCACACGUUCACCAUCCCUCGAGUACGCACUCUUCCGGCCACCCAACGCGGUACUCGCACCAGCUCCAGUCUUCGCGUGGGAUUGACGUCGAAAGUGAUGCACCACCGCUCAAAGGCUGGUUCAAUCAACGCGGCGACGAGCUGAUUGACAAGAACACUGUCAUUUGCCAACCGCUCGACCGUCAGUACUCGUCCCGCUUCAAACACUACCCCCCGGUUGGCCAAGGCUUUGGCGACUCGCACGGGAACAUCAUUGACAUCAACGGACGUCUCCUCAAACGUGUGGGCUAA
Serendipita indica DSM 11827 is the source of this 1344-nucleotide messenger RNA. Lineage: Eukaryota; Fungi; Basidiomycota; Agaricomycetes; Sebacinales; Serendipitaceae. The record is from the annotation of a GenBank genome assembly.